AUGAUUAAUACCACGUGUGGUUGCGAUCACAUCCGGACACUCGUCCACACCAAUGACCACCACUUCCAGGACUAUCAACGGCUCAAACACGAGUGUACGGCCGCCGCCGCCUCCACUCCCAUCCCCUCCGACAGCGGCCGAAGUAUUGGCCAUACAGUGGAGGACAGGCGCCGCCCGAAGACCACUCGAGUGGCAAAUGUUUGCCACGAGUGUACCGGUGAUGACCGCGACAUCGAUGAUUUGACGGCCGCUGACCACCCGCUCGACGGACACCAAAUUACCGGCAUUUGUGUCGGACGGACGGCCGUGAAGUGUGUGACCAAAUCAGACUUCUAUAGAUAUCAACAGUUUCUGAAGCCAUUGACGAAAUCCGUGUCCACAAACACCGUUAACCAGACGCCGGUGACUGUGGCCGCGGCCGGCGUGGCGGGCAUUCAAUGCAAUUGUUGCGGUCACCAGACGCUGACCGCCGAAGAGAUGUACGCCCAUCAGCGGCACAUCCAUCGCGCGCAGCGUAUCGACGACUGUCUGAUUAACUACGAGUGCAGUGACCGCCAGUGCGGGUUCAAGUGUCCCGACCAGAGCUCGUGGUUUGACCAUAAGCUACAGCACGAGCGGUGCGAUCGCACUGUUGUGUUCAAUAAGCGUCAAAACACUUCAACCGCCAGACCUCUGUCUGACCCGAUAGUAAUGGACAGACACUCGCAACCAAUGGCGCCGCAGACCAACGAACUCUCAUUGGCCAUCUCAUCGAUCAGUAGCGCCAGCGAUGGCACAGUUGUCGUGAAUGCCGUUCCCAUCAGGAGUAACGACCAACCGCUGAUGGCGUACCCGACGGCGGCCAACGCUGGAACAGCUGAAGUGUUUUACAGGACAUACGAACUGAAGAACUUUAAUCCAUUGAAAUGCACGCACUGUUCGUACGGUAUAAAGCGAGACAACGAGACCAAUGGCCUAAUGCGGGCCCAUAUGUGCGGACAGCACCCGAACCACAGCUCAGACUUUGAUAAGUCAUUGGCCGCCAAAGAGGCCAACACUGCGUACGUGUUUGAGUGCAUUGAAUGCCAGCGUAUACUCGAAGACCAGGUGGUGUUGGAUCUGCACCACCAGACUGUCCACUCGGGGGUUACCGCUUACCGGCUGUGGUGCGACCUCUGCUCCUACACCACCGACUCGUACCAAGAGUUCAUUCAACACAACAGCCGCCACAGGACUCGCGUCCAGAAGAUUGGCCACAACACCGCCGCUCGAGAGGUGGUCAGCGAAAGCGUGGCCACAGUUGUUGUGACCGAAGCCGAUGGCGACGAAGAAGUGGAUGAAGACCACGAUAUGACAGAAUCCGUGACCGCCGAAGAGGAGGAAGGGUUGGAGGCGACGGCGGAGACGGAAACAAUUGGCGAUCAAUUGGUGAUCAAAUGCAUGGACCGGCGGUACCACUGCUCUCAGGAUGACUGUCACAAGUCGUUCAAACACGAGUACCUAUUGAUCAAACACACCCGCAAUCACCACAAACUCAUCGAAUGUGACAAAUGCCAGACCCGAUACAAGUCCGUACAGCUGUUGAACGCCCAUCUGCUGAAGUCGCACCGCGAGUAUCUGAUCCGCUGUCAGUCCUGCGACUACCAGACCUUCUGGCCGUCUUUCCACGACCGACACGUCACACGUCAUCACAUGACCCAAUGGUGGUCGUGUCAGCACAAGAACUGCGCCGAACGGUUCCUGAAGCAACAGUCGCUGGAGAGGCACGUGAAUAAAGCGCAUAAACGCGGGUUCCGGCCGUACGAGUGUCCGGACGACGGGUGCGGCGCCGAGUACUACACUCAGGGCGAAUUGAUCAGACACAGGGGUCGGGCCCACAGGGCGCUGGUCUACGAGUGCGACCAAUGCGAGUACCGGUGCUGCGACACGGGCUCACUCGCCGCCCACCGUAACGAUCGUCAUCUGCGGCACGUCUACCGGUGCUCAGCCGCCGACUGUCGCUUCGAGUCCCGUCACUCGUCGGUACUGAACGGCCACUGGAAUCGUUGCCACAGUCGGCGGUACGCGUGCGGCCAUAACGGCUGCGGCCGUGUGUACGCCACCCGCGCUCUGCUGACCAAACACACGGCUCGACACCCGUUUCCCAAUGUGUGUGAUGUCGGCCACUGUGGCCGCGAUUUCAUGUCAUUCAAGGCGCUGGCGGUGCACAAGUGGUCCGCCCAUAACGUGCCCAUACGUGACCGGAAGCACGUCUGUCCGCACUGUCACCGCUACGAAGAAAGGCUACGGACAUCACCUCAAGACCAAACACCAGCGCAGACCGACGGCGGCGGUGGUGGCAGUCACUCAAUGAUCGAUGAACUGAUUCUCUGGAAGAGUCGGUUCCACGAAGAGAAUGAGAUUUACUGGACGGACAUCUAUCCCGAAGACUUGCCGACCGAUCGAUACGAUUGCGUUCUAGAUUUACAUUUGCGCAACCAUUUAUACAGUGCGCCCCUAAGUGUGUCAUCUCUGUUGAACACUUCUACGGGCCUUUCAGUGGCCAACUGUGGGUCCAAUUGCCACAAUCGGGCCCCCAUUUGGUUGCGCUCUGACUCCAAAGUCACUGCUAUUUGUGUCAAUGAAUGGCAUUCAAUCUCUUUGGCUCUUAUCGUUCGCUCCAAUUCACUAAUCUUUCGCCGCAUGUCAUCGACGGUGCGGUCAUCGGGUGUCGGCCGCCACCGAUUGGGUGCCACCAAUUGA
Messenger RNA from Medioppia subpectinata, 2721 nucleotides. NCBI's taxonomy places the organism in Eukaryota, Metazoa, Arthropoda, Arachnida, Sarcoptiformes, Oppiidae. The record is from the annotation of a GenBank genome assembly.